Molecule: messenger RNA, 2917 nt
Organism: Durio zibethinus
Lineage: Eukaryota; Viridiplantae; Streptophyta; Magnoliopsida; Malvales; Malvaceae
Product: AT-hook motif nuclear-localized protein 5-like
Molecular function (GO): minor groove of adenine-thymine-rich DNA binding
Source: RefSeq, a predicted model, not a curated record
AUCUCAGUGGAAAACCAAAACAGCAAACUGCAAAAGCAUCUAUCACCAGAGACAGACACUCAUUGAAACAAAAAAAAAUAAACACUCCUCUUCUGUUUCAAGGGCUCACUACCCUAAGAUAUGGCAAUCUGAUAAGGACAUUCACACUGUAAGGGAGUUUUUGGGUACUUUACGUGGGCCACUCAUUGUCCCCUCCCAGUACCUUCACUCAACCAAAGUCCUUAGUCAGAACCCUAACACCCUCCCACUUGAGUGACUUGACUCUGUACUGAACAAUAAGGAAACCCCCAACAAAAUUUUAUUCCAAUUUUUCUAUAAAUAUAACAAAAAAAGAAAAGGUUUUCUACUUCAUACGCUUUUAAUUCAAAAGCUCCUCAAUUUUCAAAUCAUUUUUCCUCUUUGUCCUUUCUUUCUGUCACUUUUUUUUCUUUUCCUUGUUCUUGCAGUUAUCUUCUCAAAACCCUAGGUUUCAAAUCUAGGGUUUUGUUUUUCCUGAUGAGUUCAGGGCUCUGAGUGCAAGAACUCCUUAAAAGCUUCUACUUUGUCUGGGUCCUUGGGCUUUCCGUGCUCAGCAUUUUUUUUUUUUUUUGGUUGCUCAAGAGUUAACUUAUAAUCAUGGAUUCUUUAAGAGUGAAAAGAUUCGAUCUCUAACUCUUGUUGUUGCUCUUGUUUAUCUGGGUCUUGGUUGAAGCUUCUUGGGUCCUUAAAAUUUAUUCAUUUAAAAAGAAACCCCUGAAAACCAUGUCUUUGAACAUCCUUCUGUUUGCCGUAGAUGAUUUAGGGUUAAGAAGAGGAUUUCUUUAAAGCUGCGAUUUCAAAUUCUAUUAUUGUUGUUGUUUUAAGUAUUUUGUCAACGUAUUGAAAAACCCUGGUAAAACCCUGUGAUCAAAACUUCCUUUUUCGUGCUUCUUCUUUGUUAAAAUUUUGAAUUAGUUUAAUUUUGGGGGUUAAAAGGCUUUAAUACACAAAGUUUAGGUACCGAAAAGCCAUUCUUUUUUCCUUAAAUUGUGAUUAAUUCCUCAAUAGUAAAUGCAUGGAUGGGAGAGAAGCUAUGCCAUUAUCAGGCGGGUCAGCUCCUUACUAUAUUCAUAGAGGGGUAGGUGGGUCUAGUUCUGGAUCAGUAACACACACUGGUUUAACAGCAUUUAAUUCUCAACCAGGGUUCAGGCCCUUAUCUAACCCUCAGGUUCAGCUUCAGUCAAAUGUCGGAUCAACGUUUACAGGGGAGCCUAAAAAUGUCAGCUUUCCUCACGGCAUUAACAUGGGUGUGUCCUUUGGAAUGCCACCGGGCGAGCCGGUAAAGAAGAAGAGAGGGAGGCCCCGAAAAUAUGCUCCUGAUGGGCAGGUUUCAUUGGGACUUUUGCCUAUGCCCGCCAAGCCUAAACCUUCAUCAGGAUCGGAUGCUUCUGGCCAAAAAAGAAGCAGAGGCCGGCCUCCUGGGACUGGGAGGAAGCAGCAAUUAGCAACUCUAGGUGAAUGGAUGAACAGUUCGGCAGGGCUGGCCUUUGCUCCUCAUGUGGUCACUGUUGGAAUUGGAGAAGACAUUGUAGCGAAAAUGUUGUCCUUUUCACAACAAAGGCCAAGGGCUGUCUGCAUCUUAUCAGGCAGUGGUACAGUUUCCUCAGUAACUCUACGUCAGCCUGCAUCUUCUACUCCUACUGUAACAUUUGAGGUUGGCCGUUUUGAGAUAUUAUGCUUGUCGGGUUCUUACUUGCUUGCUGAGGAUGGUGGACCACGUAGUCGAACAGGUGGCAUAAGUGCUUCUCUUUCUACUCCUGAUGGUCAUGUCAUAGGUGGUGGGGUUGCAACAUUGAUUGCAUCAAGCCCAGUUCAGCUGGUGGUAUGCAGUUUUGUCUAUGGAGGAUCUAAAACCAAGAACAAACAACCGGCCAGCCCUAAAGACAGUAAGGAUUCCACGCCCCAGCUCAGCAGUAAAUCAGCUAUGCCAACUAGUUCACCUUCAACUCCAAAUUUCACUACCCCUUCUAUGAGUGUUUGGCCUGGUUCACGACCUGUUGAUCUGAGAAACCCUCACACAGAUAUUGACUUGACACGAGGAUGAUCAGUGCAUUUUUGUACAUACUGUUGUUGUACAUGUACUGAAUCUUUGAGAAGUAUGAAAAUUUAAAACCUUUCCCAUUCGCCCAAUAGGGGCAUCGGGUUUGUGCUAACGUAGAUUGUAGCUAAGUCACUGUUUCUCUAGUAUUGCUGGUAAACCUGUUGAAAAAUCUGUAGUUUGAAUUUAAAAGUAACAUUAACCUGUAGCAGGAAGAGAUGUCAUUUUAAGGUUAAUGGUAUCUUCUUUUUUAAGUAAUGGAGAUAAUCAAGAUUAGAAUCCCAUCACUGGAAUUUAGAGUCUAAUAUUCUUCCGACACAAGAACUAAGAGUUUGGCAUUUUAUCAAUACCCGACUGUUGGUAUUUCAAGCAAACAAAGGUUGCCAUUUUUUUUGGCCGUUUCAUUGCGUUGCAAGUGAUUUUCCGAAAUUUAAGUUGAAAUGUCCGAAGUUGUGAUUAAUACAAUUUCCCAGGUAGGAACCAUGGGAUUUAAGAUGAUGUAUAGGAUCGAGUGAGGAUGAUGGUGCAUAAGAUCAUCAAGAGUUGGUUCUGGUAGUAUGCAAAAUACAUUUUAAACUCGUUAGCAUUGAGCAAAUUCAUUCCGAACAUCAUUAUAUGGGUGACCUGUAGGGCCAAGAAUAUUUUGUUUGUGCCACCUGUGAAAGGCAACUAUAUUUUAUGAAGCAAUCAGUUCAGAUGAACAAGAUAGAAAAACAGGUAGAAAUGUCAGCGUACAGCAAUGGAGCUGUUUGUCCUAGCUGUAAAUCCUGAUUGGCAUAACAAUAACGAGGGUCUAGAAUCUAAAUGAAAUUCUAAGUUUCUGUUAAUGGUAAAUCUUACUGAAGUAUGAAAGAAGGCAGA